AUGGCUUCUGCCCCGCCGCCCGGGGGCUCGCCGGCUGCCGCUGAGCCAAAUCCACUCAGCCAGGCCGUCGAAGCUAUCGCGGCAGCUGAGCAAGACAGCGACUUCCCCUCCCCUCAACCCACGAGGAAUGACGCAUCGCCAACCGCACCGACCGGGUCUGCUUCUGGUGCGCAUCGGAACACCUCUAAAGAAUCCCAAAAUCUUCCCGACUCCAUCGCCGCGGACCCCCCGCCUCCCUAUAGCGAAACACUGGGCAACAUUACGGAAGAUGGAGAAUUAGGAACAAAGGCCACAAUUGCUGGUGACGGACGUGUCAACAUUCACAUCGAUCAAAAGAACCGACGUCUCUCCUCUCUGCUGGUACCGGCCCUACGUAGCCAGGUCGACGUGGUCGCUCACGAGCCCGAUCUUCCUGCGCCCUAUAUUCCGCCUUCACUCGGAGGCGAGCCCGGAAAAGAACCGCCCCCGCCGUUGAACAUUGCCAUACACGUUGUAGGCUCUCGUGGAGAUGUGCAGCCAUUCGUUGCCUUGGGAAAGGUGCUCAAGGAGACCUACCACCACCGUGUUCGUUUGGCUACACACCCCACCUUCAGGAACUUUGUCGAAGAAAACGGCCUAGAGUUCUUCAGUAUCGGUGGUGAUCCCGCUGAGCUCAUGGCCUUCAUGGUCAAGAACCCGGGGCUUAUGCCUGGAUUUGACACGCUGAGAAACGGCGACGUGGGGAAGCGUCGCAAAGGCAUUGCCGAGAUCAUUGAAGGCUGUUGGAGAUCCUGCAUCGAAUCGGAAGACGGAUUCGGCGUUGGUUCAGAGGAGCGCACUGAGGCUUGGGUGAACAGCCCCAACUACAGCCCGGAUAUACCAGCCAACACUACCGGACGACCUUUCGUGGCCGACGCUAUCAUUGCCAAUCCCCCUAGCUUCGCCCACGUCCACUGCGCUGAGAAACUUGGCAUACCGUUGCACAUGAUGUUCACCAUGCCCUGGUCUCCUACGCAGGCGUUUCCCCACCCGCUCACCAACAUCAUGUCAAGCAACGCAGACGCUUCCCUCACAAACUAUCUAUCCUACGCACUCGUCGACAUGCUGACCUGGCAAGGCCUCGGUGACAUUAUCAACCGAUUCAGACAACGCACCCUCCAUCUGGAACCUUUGAGCUCACUUGCAGCUCCCGGUCUGCUUCAUCGCAUGCGGAUUCCAUGCACUUACUGCUGGUCUCCUGCUCUCAUUCCGAAACCUCGAGACUGGGCCAAUUUCAUCUCCAUCUCCGGCUUCUAUUUUCUGUCGCUCGCAUCGAAUUAUACCCCUGAGCCUGAGCUGGCCGCUUUCCUCGCGGCUGGACCACCGCCAGUUUACAUUGGCUUUGGAAGUAUAGUGGUGGAUGAUCCAAACGGCAUGACAAAGCUGAUCUUCGACGCUGUCAAGAAAUCUGGAGUGAGAGCGCUCGUCAGCAAGGGUUGGGGAGGCUUCGGCGCCGAUGAGCUUGGCAUCCCGGAGGGAGUGUUCAUGCUGGGAAAUGUGCCCCACGAUUGGCUCUUCAAGCACGUGUCGGCUGUCGUUCACCACGGUGGCGCUGGAACAACAUCUGCAGGUAUUUCUUGUGGCCGACCGACAGUCGUCGUACCUUUUUUCGGAGAUCAACCCUUUUGGGGCUCCAUGGUAGCAAGAGCGGGAGCUGGACCGGACCCCAUCCCUCACAAACAACUCACAUCAGACAAGCUUGCGGAGGCCAUUCAAUUCUGCCUUCAACGUAGCUCCCAGGAGCGGGCACAGGAAUUGGCGGCAAAGAUCAACAAAGAGAAGGGGUGUGAUGUAGGCGCACAGAGCUUUCAUCAACAGUUGAGGGUCGACGAGAUGCGUUGCUCCCUCAUGCCCAACCGAGCCGCCGUCUGGAGGGUGAAGAGGACGAAGAUCCUGCUCAGUGCUCUAGCGGCUGUUGUCCUCGCAAACGAAAAAUGUUUGAGCUUCUCUGAUCUUAAGCUGCACCGACCCCGUGAAUAUGAGCCUGACGCUGGACCUUGGGAUCCUUUGACUGGCGUCCUAAGUCCUGUCAUGGGAACGGUGACUACCAUGAUGAUGGGUGUCGCUGAUCUUCCUAUUGAGACACUCAAAGCUCUUCGCAUCCAUCCCGAUAUGAACAAAAACCGCUCAAAGCCAGGAAGCAGUUCGGAAAAUGCCUCAAGUAGUACCGACAACAGAGGACCACCCACUCCCGGAACGUCAGAGUCCGGUAGAAGUACCCCACUGGAAGGUGGUCCGCAGGUCAGAGUGUCGGAGAACUACUCGGAGUUACAUGAACGGGCGAGCUCUUCCCUUUCAGGUACCCCAAGACCUGGCGAACAUAGUCGUCAGUCUUCCUUCGGACAAGCUUUGGGACACAUGCGUAGCUCUUCCAACCCUAGAAGCGGGGCAUCGACACCGCAUUCACGCGACGGUUCGCAGCAGACGAAAUCCGCAGCUGAUACCGAGCACACGUCGUUUUCAGUUGAAAGCGCGCUACAAUCUGGUAAGGGGGUGAGCAGAAUUGUUGGCGCAGGUAUGAAAGUUCCUAUGGAUGUCAUGCUCGGUCUUCAGAGAGGCUUUCACAACACGUCUAAGCUGUACGGGGAAGAGCCUCGACAGGUUGAAAAAGUGACUGGCUUUUCAAGCGGCCUCAAGGUUGCUGGAAAAGAGUUUGGUACCGGCCUUUAUGAAGGCAUAUCCGGACUCGUCACUCAGCCCCUCAAAGGAGCUCAGAAGGAAGGCGCCGGAGGCUUCAUCAAAGGCGUAGGGAGAGGAAUUGCUGGAAUUGCUCUCAAGCCCCAGGCUGCUGCAUUCGCCAUUCCCGCCUAUACGAUGAAAGGUAUUUACAUGGGUAUCAAGAAGCCCUUCGGUGCCACCGUUCAGAACUACAUCAUCUCUGCUCGUACUGCUCAAGGCUGGGAAGAGUACAACAAGUCCACGGCUCAAGAACGUGCUUUGAUCGUUGAGUUGUAUCAGAUCAUAGCCUCUUCCGUAAAGAAGAAGAGGAACCCUGGCGAGAAGGAGAUGGAAGCGAUCCAGGCACUGGUGACCAAGCGCAGAGCAAACGCUGGUGACCCCCGUCAGAGCCUGCAAAACUUCCUUGGUUGGAGACGGUUGGACGGGGCCUCAAGCGGAGCGGCGUCUCCACAGCCCGCAUCUGGCCCUGAGCUUCCCCCGCGGUCCAGCAACACAUAUACUCCUCAAACCAGCGCGGCCGGGCAGUCUUCUUCCUCAACAACCCCAGCUCAAAACUCACAAGAGGGUCCCCUGUAUGACCCCGCCACUCUGGAAAGGGCGGAGAACGAGGAUCUCGAGGAAGCCAUUCGCCUCUCGCUGGCCGAGGUGUCGCGUGGCAACCCGGAAGAAGACGCCCUCAUGGAGCGUGCGAUGCGCAACAGCAUCAGAGAGACGCAAGCCGCCAACCCGUACAUGCACGAACAAUGCAGCGUCGAAGAGGAAGCACGCAUACUGCACAGCGUGAUGGAGCAGAGCAAGCUGGAAGUCGCAGAGGAGCUCAACCGGGACCGGGGCAUCCGCGGCGCUGGCGGCACGGAUGCGGACGAGCUGGAGGAGGCGCUGAGGCGCAGCCGUCUGGAUGCGGGCGCGAAGGCGGUGGCGCGCGCGCAGCAGCGCGUCAAUACGGACAGAUCGUGGGACUCGGACAGCAGUCCAGCCAGCCCGCCGACAGUCGGGGAGGUGGACAGCAGGACGUUGGCGAGCCAUAGGAGCACGGCUUUGGGCGAGUUGGAGAGCAUGGGGACGGGAAGGUCGGGCAGGACAGCGACGGGGCAGCAGCAGCAGCACAUGGUAGCGGAUCCGCCUGUUGCUACGGGGCGGCAGGAGGAGGGCGUAACGGACGCGCAGGAGGAAGAGGAUGAGGAGUUGAGGAGGGCGAUGGAGGCGAGUGAGAGGGACUCGAGGGAGAGGGAAGACGCGGAGGAGAAAGCCAGGAGGGAGGAAGAGAUUGUGCUGGAGUACGUCAAGAAGCAGAGUCUGGCUGAGGAGGAGCAUAGGAAUAGGAUGCUGGGUGGUGGGGCUUAG
Diplodia corticola is the source of this 4041-nucleotide messenger RNA. Its product is annotated as glycosyltransferase family 1 protein. Bases 1 to 4041 code for a protein of 1346 amino acids. The record is from RefSeq and is a predicted model, not a curated record. The transcript has 5 exons. Gene Ontology annotation, molecular function: hexosyltransferase activity; UDP-glycosyltransferase activity. Gene Ontology annotation, biological process: carbohydrate metabolic process. Lineage: Eukaryota; Fungi; Ascomycota; Dothideomycetes; Botryosphaeriales; Botryosphaeriaceae.